AUGGCGGCCAGGACGGCGGGUGGGGGGCGCUGGGAGGUAGUGAAGAAGGGGCGACGGUCUGCGGCCGGCAGCAGUAAAAAAGCUGGCGGCGGAGGGGACCGCCGGGCACUUGGGGAAGCGAACGGAGUGUGGAAAUUCGACCUGACGCCUCCAAUCCAGACGACAAGUACCCUUUAUGAGUUGGGCUUUGAGAAAAUCAUGAAACGGCAGAACAAGGAGCAGGUUCCACCUCCUGCUGUGGAACCCAAGAAACCAGGGAACAAGAAGCAGCCUAAGAAGGUGACAACCAUCAGUAACCAAAACCAGAAGCAGGGCCGCUUCCGCAGCUUGGAGGCAGCGCUGAACGCACUGGACGUGGCAGCUCUGCAGAAGGAACUGGACAAGAGCCAGAGCGUGUUCUCUGGGAACCCAUCCGUGUGGUUGAAGGACCUGGCCAGCUAUCUCAACUACAAGCUACAAGCUCCUCUAAGUGAACCCACGUUAAGCCAGCACACCCACGAUUAUCCCUACAGCCUGGUGAGCCGGGAGCUGCGUGGGAUCAUCCGGGGGCUGUUGGCGAAGGCAGCAGGGUCUCUGGAGCUUUUUUUUGACCACUGUCUAUUCACUAUGCUGCAAGAGCUGGAUAAGACACCAGGGGAGUCGCUACAUGGUUACCGCAUCUGUAUCCAGGCCAUACUGCAAGACAGGCCCAAGAUUGCCACCACAAACCUGGGCAAGUUCCUGGAGCUACUGAGGUCCCACCAGAGCCGACCAGCAAAGUGUCUAACCAUCAUGUGGGCACUGGGUCAAGCGGGUUUUGCCAACCUCACCGAGGGACUGAAAGUGUGGCUGGGGAUCAUGAUGCCUGUGCUGGGCAUCAAGUCUCUGUCUCCCUUUGCCAUCGCAUAUCUGGAUCGGCUGCUCCGGAUGCACCCCAACCUCACCAAGGGCUUUGGCAUGAUUGGCCCCAAGGACUUCUUCCCACUUCUGGACUUUGCCUAUAUGCCUAACAACUCUCUGACACCUGGCCUGCAGGAGCAUCUGUGUCAGCUCUACCCCCGACUGAAGGUGCUGGCAUUUGGGGCGAAGCCAGAAUCCACCCUGCAUACCUAUUUCCCCUCCUUCCUGUCCAGAGCCACCCCUAGCUGUCCCCCUGAGAUGAAGAAAGAGCUUCUGAGCAGCCUGACUGAGUGCCUGACUGUGGACCCCCUCAGCACCAGUGUCUGGAGGCAGCUGUACCCCAAGCACCUGUCACAAUCCAGCCUGCUGCUGGACCACUUGCUCAAGUCCUGGGAGAGGAUUCCCAAGAAGGUGUGGGCAUCUUUGCAAGAAACUGUUGAGUCCUUCAAGCUUACCAACCAGGAGCUGCUGAAGAAGAGUAACUGUAGUAACCAGGAUGUCAUCACCUGUGAUGCUGCCUGCAAGGUUUUGCUGCAGCAGGCCCGGGGUCCUCAGCUGCCCUGGACACGGCUGCUCCUGUUGGUGCUGGUGUUUGCUGUAGGCUUCCUGUGCCAUGACUUCCGGUCACACAGCUCUUUCCAGGCCUCCCUUUCUGGCCGGUUGCUUCAGUCAUCUGGCUUCUUGCCUGCUGGUCAACAAGCGUGUGCCAAGCUCUACUCCUACAGCCUGCAAAGCUACAGCUGGCUAGAGGAAACAUUGCCAGCCUGGAGCUCCCACCUAUACGCCGUGGUAAGGCCCAGCUUACAGCAAGCCUGGGCCCACACCAGUGCCAUAGUCAACUUCCUUUCUACCCACUGUGCCUCCCACCUUGCCUGGUUUGGUGACAGCCUCGCCAGCCUCUCCCAGAGGAUACAGACCCAGCUCCCAGAUGCUCUGAACCAGCUGCUCCAUUCUCUGAAGGAGCUUCUGUUGCUUCUGUACCAGAACGUGCUGCUGCCGCUAUGGCAUGUACUACUUGAGGGCCUGGCCCGGGCCCAGGAGCACUGCCAUGAGGUGUGCAGAGGUGACAUAACUUGGGACUGCGUGAAAACACAGCUCAGUGAGGCUGCCCACUGGACCUGGAUCUGCAUACAAGACAUCACAGUGGCUUUCUUGGACUGGGCACUCGCCAUGAUAUCACAGCAAUAG
Molecule: messenger RNA, 2067 nt
Organism: Orycteropus afer afer
Lineage: Eukaryota; Metazoa; Chordata; Mammalia; Tubulidentata; Orycteropodidae
Gene: TMEM214
Product: transmembrane protein 214
Exons: 17
Coding region: 1-2067 (688 amino acids)
Cellular component (GO): Golgi apparatus; endoplasmic reticulum
Source: RefSeq, a predicted model, not a curated record